Neomonachus schauinslandi (Hawaiian monk seal) is the source of this 836-nucleotide messenger RNA. RefSeq names its product apolipoprotein M (gene APOM). The coding region runs from base 154 to 720 and encodes 188 amino acids. Lineage: Eukaryota; Metazoa; Chordata; Mammalia; Carnivora; Phocidae. Gene Ontology annotation, biological process: cholesterol efflux; high-density lipoprotein particle clearance; high-density lipoprotein particle assembly. The transcript is spliced from 6 exons. Gene Ontology annotation, cellular component: high-density lipoprotein particle; low-density lipoprotein particle; very-low-density lipoprotein particle. The record is from RefSeq and is a predicted model, not a curated record. Gene Ontology annotation, molecular function: lipid carrier activity; phospholipid binding.
AAAACAAGGUUGAAGUUACUCAUUAGCAGGUGAAAGGGUCAAGGGUCGAGGCAAGGGGGCUGGAAGCAGAGUGGACUGAAUAACUAGCAGGGGGAGAGAGCAGUUAAGGCACCAGCCACUUCACGAAGAGCACCAGCUCCCUCCUGCCUGAAGAUGGUCCAUCAAAUAUGGGCAGCUCUGCUCUACCUCUGUGGUAUUCUCCUUAAUUCCAUCUACCAGUGCCCUGAGUACAGUCAACUGACAACUCAGGGAGUGGAUGGGAAAGAGUUCCCAGAGCCACACCUGGGCAGGUGGUACUUUAUCGCAGGGGCAGCUCCCACCAAGGAGGAGUUGGUGACUUUUGACCCUGUGGACAACAUUGUCUUCAACAUGGCUACAGGCUCUGCCCCCAUGAAGCUCCAGCUUCGCGCUACCAUCCGCAUGAAAAAUGGGCUCUGUGUGCCCCGGAAAUGGAUCUACCACCUGACUGAGGGGAGCACAGAUCUCAGAACUGAAGGCCGCCCUGACAUGAAGACCAAGCUCUUCUCCAGCUCAUGCCCAGGUGGAAUCAUGCUGAAAGAGUCAGGCCAGGGUUACCAGCGCUUCCUCCUCUACAAUCGCUCACCACACCCUCCUGAGAAGUGCGUGGAGGAAUUCCAGUCCCUGACCUCCUGCCUGGAUUUCAAGGCCUUUUUACGGACUCCCAGGAAUCAAGAGGUCUGCGAGCUGUCCAGUAACUGACCUGUAGCUUCAUCUGUGCCCCAGAUGGAUAUGGUGGGAGCUGCAAUUGUGCUGGGGGGAGGAGAAGCUGGAGACUCCCAACUCCAAGAGUAAUAAAGAUGAUUUUUCAAUCCUCA